This is a messenger RNA of Oncorhynchus nerka (sockeye salmon), 5115 nucleotides long. RefSeq names its product BMP-2-inducible protein kinase-like. Gene Ontology annotation, molecular function: ATP binding; protein kinase activity. The record is from RefSeq and is a predicted model, not a curated record. Gene Ontology annotation, biological process: protein phosphorylation. NCBI's taxonomy places the organism in Eukaryota, Metazoa, Chordata, Actinopteri, Salmoniformes, Salmonidae.
CACCUAUUUGUGCUUCUGAGAGUCAAGAAGGAGGUCGAAGUUUACCGAGUCUGCGCCUGGCUGGUAUCAACAAGACACGAGGCCGAAGACAUGUUAAAAUAAAUCGAACCACCGGAAUUUGCACGCGAUAGUUAAUGAACGGUUCUUGCGGAGAUUCGGUGCGAUUGCACGGUGGUUACAUGUGGUCGUAGCUAGUUUAUCUUGAUAGAAGCAAGUGGAGACCGUUAGCCAACCAUCAAAGCCUAGCGGGGAAGUACCCCCAGACAAGUAGCGGGCUGAAGGCAAGGGUUUCUUCGAUAAACAAAAUCGUUUGACAAAGGAGCAGUAGGACAUCUUCUAGCCAGUCGCUUCCCGUGUUCACAACACCGAUAUCUUGCUCUAUGCUCCUUUGUGCUUUAACGUGUGUUCUAGCGCUCGUUGAAGCGUCUACCUACUACAGACUGUUUUGGUGCAGCAACGCCUGUAUGAGUGCCUGAAUAGCCACGCACUAUAGCUGGCUGAUAUUACAUUGGAUCUAGCUCACAGCCGUGCAUCUACUGUCACAUUAUGUCGCUUUAAACGUCAAAAUACUAAACUGCGGAGCUCAUUUAGUUGUCAACUCGGAAGCAGAGGUUCUUAGCCAGAUAUCUAACUAAACAGCUGACCAGUCGGUCGAGUGGAGCAACAUUUCCUCGCCUUGCUGUGUCAUGACAUUAAAGUGCAAGUCAAGUCAUUUCAAAGAGUACGCAAGAUAGGAACAUUUGGCAUAAGUAGAUAGGUGGGGACAGGAAUCCUACAUUUAACGUUGGCUACUGUCGACCGUAAGUUGAACCAAAGGACUGUAUUUGUAGGUCGGUCUCGACAGCACAGAAUGAAGAAGUUCUCCCGUAUGUCGGAGAGCGGCGGUCCGGGAGGAGGGUCCGGGUCGGGCUCUGGAGUCGUUAGUAACUGCUUUGGGAAAGUGUUCGCCGUGGGCCGGUAUCAAGUCACGGUGGAAGAACUCAUCGCAGAAGGUGGGUUCUCUGUGGUGUUCCUGGCCCGGACACACAGUGGCAUGCGCUGCGCUCUCAAGAGGAUGUACGUCAACAAUGUCCCUGACCUCAACAUCUACAAGAGAGAGAUCACGAUUAUGAAGGAGCUGUCUGGUCAUAGGAACAUAGUGAACUACCUGGACUCUACCAUCAACUCCGUAGGGGACAGUGUGUGGGAGGUGCUCAUUCUCAUGGAGUACUGUAAAGCUGGUCAGGUAGUGAAGCAGAUGAACCAGCGUCUCCAUAUAGGGUUUACGGAGCCGGAGGUGUUGUCCAUCUUCACUGAUACCUGUGAGGCUGUGGCCAGGCUGCAUCAGUGUAGAACCCCUGUCAUACACAGGGACCUGAAGGUAGAGAACAUCCUCCUGAGUGAUAAUGGGAGUUAUGUUCUGUGUGAUUUUGGAAGUGCUUCUCUCAAAGUGCUGCUUCCACAUAAAGACGGAGUGACCGCUGUGGAGGACGAAAUCAGGAAGUACACGACCCUGUCUUAUCGAGCUCCAGAGAUGAUCAACGUGUACGCAGGGAAGGCCAUUACCACCAAGGCUGAUAUAUGGGCUCUUGGUUGCUUGUUGUACAAGCUGUGUUUCUUCAAGUUGCUCCUCAACACAAAGCUGUCAAUCAGUAAGUCCAUCUGCCUUGUUCCUCAGCAACACAAAGCUGUCAAUCACAACACAAAGCUGUCAAUCAGCUAUAGUAAACUAUAUGUCCCCUCUACUCCAGGCUAUAGUGAACUAUAUGUCCCCUCUACUCCAGGAUACAUUAAACUAUAUGUCCCCUCUACUCCCAUGUCUCCUCCAGGAUACAUGCUUGAGCCUGACCAUGAGAAGAGACCAGACAUCUAUCAAGUCUCCUACUUUGCCUUCAAGUUAGCUGGAAAGGAGUGUCCUGUGCCAAAUCUCUUUAACUCUCCUCUCCCCACGUCACUUCCUGAGCCGCUCACAGCCAGCCAAUUCGCUGCCAGGAAGAGUAUGACGAAAGCCAGAAUCACAGAGUCCGUGGGGCCGACGGCAACUUCCAUCACUCCGAGACAGAGACCCAAAGCUACAAGCAGUUAUGUGCUACCCAUUCCUGUAGCAGCCGGCACCCCGGUCGCUGCCACGCCCAUCGGCACCCCUACAGCUGAGCCUUCUGUACCUGUCAGUAAUGGGCAGAAAGCGACCACCCCAGGGAAUGAGCAGCCGAUGGCGCCACAGACAGCCAACAGGGUCCUCCAGCAGCUGCAGCCUGGGGACCUGCGUCUGCAACAACAAGAUCCACUUCACCCAGUCCAUCCACAGCAGCUCCAAUACCUUCAGUACCAGCAGGCCCUUCAGCAGUCGAUCCAGCUCCAACAGCAGCUCCAACAGCAGCAGCACCAGCAGCAGGCCCUGCUCCAACAACCGAUGAUGAUGCAGCCCAUGAAUCAGCAACAGCAGACUCACUACGCAGCCAUGAUGCACCAGUACCAACGGGCUUUUGCACAGCAACAGCAUCAACACCCCACCCAGCAGCCCUAUCCUCUGGAGUGUCAGCUUCCCCCGGGCUCCUAUAACCCUGCUGGGCCUGUGCCCGGGACUAUGUCCCCCGUGGAGCCUCCAUCCACUAACACCAGUAGAAGCCCUCUGGUGGACUUCAAGGUGACCACCCCUCCUCCCCAGAGCCUGGUCACCCCCCAGAGCCUGGUCACCCCCCAGAGCCUGGUCACCCCCAGAGCCCCUCCUGACAUGUCCCGAUGGAACCCCUUUGGAGAGGACAACUUCUCCAAACUGACGGAGGAGGAGCUGCUGGACCGCGAGUUCGACCUCCUCAGAGCAAGUAAACCUCUGGAGAGAACCAGUAGCCAGGAGGCAGACCGACCGCUGCAGCCAAUCACCCCUGAAGACCUGUUUGGCUCCUCCCCCUUCCUGUCUAGUGCAGGUUCUAGUGUGGCGGUGAUAACUGAUCAGCCUAUUGAAGAGCUCAGUAACCCCGUCGCUGCCCCCGUACCUGUUCCUGUGGGUCUUGAGGAAGUGCUGCAACCUCCGGUGGCAAAGGAGCACAAACCAAGUAGGAGGAGAAACUCUCCUAUCGGCGGUUCACAAACGACUCGCAUACCAGGUGGUGACGAAUCAGACAGUGACUUUGAGUCAGAUCCUCCUUCCCCUAAGAGCAGCGAGGAGGAAGACGACCCGGACGACGACGAAGGUCUGAACAACAAGCACAGAGAGUUCUUCAACGAACUGGAAGAUUUGGAGGAAACGGAGAUGCUGGGACAUAGGCCUCUGCUGAUGGACUCAGAGGAAGAGUACGACAAACACAGCUCCGACUCAGACUAUGAACCCAGGAAGGUUAAGGAAGGACUUACUAGGAAGCUAAAAGGAGGAGUGGCUACUGCCACACAUGAGGGAAGUCCGAGAUUGGAGUCAGAAGACACACUAAUCACAAUUACGUCUCCCGUGUCACCUGGUGUGGUUGCUGUUAGAGCUUCCCCUUGUGUCGGUGGCAUUGUGGACGUGUUUGGUGAGGAUGUGUUUGGUGCUGUGCCCUUCUUUCUUCCAGCGGCAGCUCCAACAGAAAGCGCAGACAUCUUCUCCGCGGCUCCCUUCAGGCAGGUGAGCCAGGAGGCCAUAGUCAACCAGCCCAGCCAGGCCGUGGACGAGUUAGACGUCUUCACUAAGGCUCCGUUCAGCCGGAACCUCUCCAAAUCUGGCAAGACUGGAAGCAGCGACUUCUCUAUGGGUCGGACUCCGCCGGUGUCCCCUGAAAGCAUCGACCCGUUCGGCUUCUCUCCCUUCCAGCCCGGCCCCACGGGUCUGCCACCAACCACCUCCAGGAGUGCCGAGGACAUCUUCCGUCCAGCCUUGGAGAAUUCUCUCAGCCCCCAGCAGCAGAGGAUGAAGCAGCGUAGCCUCCAGAAGUUGUCCUCACGUCAGAGGAAGUUCUCUGGUGGCACCAGCGGUGGCAGCAAUGGCAAGCGCCACCACGGCACACCCACUGGCGGUCGCAAGAACAACAAGCCCGGCUUCCGAACCCCCGAGCGCGUCCGCCGGCACAAGAAGGUCGGCAGGAGGGACUCCCAGAGCUCCAACGAGUUCCUCAGCACCUCAGACUCCAAGGAGAACAUCGGCGUCGGCGGCGUAACGAUGGCAGACGCCGACAAAGACAAAGGGGCUUCCCUGCCUAGCCUUCCUCAUGAGGUCGACCCCUUCGGAGCCAAUCCCUUUGGUCCUCAGGAUGGCAGCCGACUUAACCAGUACCAAGGACUUCUGGGGGACAGCAAGGCAGACAUGGGUUCGGCCAAUGGCAGGCCUCGGACUAGCUCCCUCCAUGAUGCGUUUGGGGAUGGGAACAUCAUGGAUGACUUUGGAGCGGUACCCUUCACAGAACUGGUGGAGCAGCCUGGGCCUGAACAGCAGCCGUCACAGCCAGUAGAGCUGGAUCCUUUCGGAGCUGCACCGUUCCCUUCCAAACAGUGAAUGUCUGCUAGUCUUCCUGCCACACACACUGCUGUGUUACACCAAGCAUAUGGAGUCCCGGGGAGAUAUUCCCUUCCAAGGGAUGUCAACUAGCUUGGUGGUGUGGUAGUUGAUUCUAUUUCCAGCCAAAUUUAACCGCGAUCGGCAACUGCGCUAAUGUGUUUCCAAUGCCUCCCCCCCCCCCCCGAAGGAUAUUUUAAUACAUGAAUACCUGGACUUUGGGAUUAACAAAAACCAACAUAAACUUGUGGCUGAGUUUUAUUUCAGGUUCUGUAUGAAUUUCCUUCACCUGUUAGCUGACAAGCCUUUUAUGCUGCGUCGCAAUACGUGUCUCGUGAGACAUGGAGAUCGAUUUUUGGUUUUCACUCAAGAUCAUACUGUGUCAAACAACAAGAAAACAACUCAGUUUUCAGAUCGCUUGAGUUGCUGCAAAAACAACACUUUUUUUUUUGUAUUUUUUUUUUUUGUAAAGAUUGUGGCCUCCAUGAUCUACCAAUAAUAUUUGAUUUAGCACCAUAAAGCCUUAUAAACAUUCUCGGCCUUGCUGCACAGUACCUCGUAGGCCAUUUCCUUAGCCAAAUGGUUAACAUUGCCUUUUGUGUCAACGGAGGGAUUCGUUUCAGAGCCUUUAUCACUUUGUCAUUUCACCCUUCUUAGACCCUUUCAUUUCU